Molecule: messenger RNA, 2197 nt
Organism: Drosophila novamexicana
Lineage: Eukaryota; Metazoa; Arthropoda; Insecta; Diptera; Drosophilidae
Exons: 6
Coding region: 84-1952 (622 amino acids)
Cellular component (GO): membrane
Source: RefSeq, a predicted model, not a curated record
AGGACUGUAAGCCAUACAAUAUACUAAAAAAAUAAAUUAAUAAAAAAAGCGCAACACUACGCCAAUGAGCCAGUGAAGUCAGCAUGGCAGAGACAAACAACAACAAUACGCACCAGGCAAUGGGCAACGCUAACGGCAGCGAAUUCAAUGGCCGGCAUUCGGCCUCGCCGGCACGCACCAUAGACUCACACGACUCCACGACGGGCAGCAUGGACACAAUUGUGGACCGCAGUCUGAACCGCGAGGAGCUGCUGCAGGUGACCAAUACCAUUGAGCAGAGCACCAACACUACCAACGGUGCCGGCGGCAGUUUGACCAACUCACAAAUAGCCAUGCUGCAGCAGGACUCGCAACAGCAGGAGCAGCAGCAGCUGCAGCAGCACGAGCAGGAUGCACGCCAGCAUUUGGAUGCUCAGAGUCACAUUUAUUCGAGUCCCGUCUACGAUGAGAAGCCUUCGCCGCCAUUGAAGCUUACGGCGGCCACAUUGCUGGCCAAUGCGCAGCACGUGGACAAUGACAAAGACGAUGCCACAAAGAAGCCCAAGCUGAUAAGCCAUGAGGAGUUUAAGCAGCAACUGGAGGAGGCAAUGGCCACGCGUGGCCCAGCCGCAUUGAAGGCCAAGAGCGUUAGCAACACCAUCGAUUCGCGCAUCAGCAAGAAGCAGCGCUGCCCGCCGGAGUUCAUCAAAUACAAAGGGGGCAGUGGCGGCGGCAGCAGCGAUGGCGGCGCCGAUGGCUCCACGCUGACAGCAAAGGUGCGGCGCAAGCGUCGCGCCAGCAAUGAAUGCUGCUCCGCAUUCCCGUUGCAAAUUGUGCUGGGCACACUGCAACUGGUUUUGGCUAUUUCACUGGUGGCGCUUGGCUCCCUGCUUAUAGUGCGCGACGCGGCCUUGUCAAUGGCCGGUUGCGGCAUUUGGACGGGUCUGAUUGCCGCCGUCACCGGUUCACUGGGCGUGGUCAGCAUGCGCAAAACACAAACGGCCUUUCUGGCGCUCAGUUUGGUCUGCAUUGCCAGCAGCACGUUGGCGCUGGCCAUUUCUGGAGUGGGCCUGUCGCGCGACCUCAAUCGCAUGGCCGAGCAAAAGGGUGAACAGUUUGACCUAAUGAAUGCCAAUAGCGAAGUUUCAGCUGCUUGCGGGCUAAUAUUUGCCCUCUUUUUGCACUUUGUGGUUAGCAUUGUUUCGGUUUAUCGCUGCGCCCUGCAGAUUUGCACAAAAUCACCACAUAGCGAACUGCGCGAUGUUAUCAUCAAGUCGAACGCAUCGGGCAUUGCAUUAGAUCAGCAAAAGGUGGAUCAAUACAUAAAGGCCAUGUCACUUAACGGCAGCGAAAAGGUAAACAACGAGAAACUUGCGGCCAUGUGGAUGUAUGCCACCCACAUGGACAGCCUGCCGCCGCCUUCGGUGCGCAAAUUGACACCACCAUCGCGUUCCAUCAUGCUCAUACCAGCCACAGCUGCCGGUAAUGGUGCACCUCCGCGGCCUACACGCAUGCCGCCCGCACCACCAGGAUUAGGAGGUGGUAUGCUUCUGCCAGUGCCGCCGCCACAGUAUCGCGGCAUGACUUUGCCCUACAUGCGGCCGGGUUCAGUGCUUUAUGCGCAUCCCGCCAGCCUAACGGGCACCUAUCGGACACACAAGAGCACCAAGUCGGCGGAGUUGAAUGGCCAGCGUCGGCGUCGUCGUGCAGGCAAAUCGGAUGUGAAUCGACGCCAGCGACGCAAGUCCGAGGCGGAUGUACUAGAUGGUGCCCCCAAUUUUCAGUAUACGGGCCUGGAUCGCGCGAUAGCGGACAGUUUCCUGGCACGCCAGGAACAGUCUCAGGCGGGCAGCCACAUUGACUACUCCUCAUCGACGUCCUCGGCGCACAGCGAUGUCUAUGGCCAAAAACCAGCUGCCGGCUCGCGUGCCUCCUCCAAAGCGAAGAUUGUGUGCCGCGAUGUCGUCAUGUGAGCCCCAAUCCUAGUGGCCUCGAUUGAUGUUCAGCAACUUUUGUAAAUAGCUUCCCCCAAGCAACUGCCAGCCCGCCCAUUCAGCGGCUGUCCAAGAGCCCGUUUCUCUCAUUAUUAAUAUUAUUAUUUUUUUUAUAUGCACAUUUUUUGCAUACAUAAAUAAAUACAUCUAGUUGUAGGCAUGUGUUUGCAUAAUAAACGAAUAAAGUAUGCUCGUAUAAACAUAGAAAAUUCGGCCAGCAUUGG